AUGAGUGGUGGUAUUGGGUUUGCUUACGGCUAUUAUGAGUACGACAACCUAUAUUACGCCACCUACAAUCGGGAACGCAUAUGCUAUCCUGGGCAAGGAUUUACGAGUUCCAUCAUCAUCGAUCCGCUGAUCCCUGCCUCACAUCUUCUGGAAGAGCUGGAUCUAAAGUGCUCUGACACCGGAGAUUCUAAACAGAUCGACUACCUCCGACCAUCGCGAUCGUUGCAACGUUUCACUCUAAUAAAGCGCCUAUCCAUUCCGCAAAGUGUUCUCAUCAACUCAACCCCCUACGAAUGUUCCCCUCUCCAUCCGUUCGAGGCGCUGCCGCCGAAUGUAGAGUACCUUAAUGUGGCUGAUCCGACUACCGCUGUGAUAGAGUGGAUCUCGGGAGUUCUGGAUGACCGCAGCAAGCUGCGCAGCUUGAAAAGAAUAUCUCUCGAUUUCGAUAACGACCCGAAGCAGCGAGUAAAGGACUACAAAGAGGCUGGAGUGCAGAUUUUUGGUCGGCUGCUGGAGGCAGGCAUAUCCGUGCACUUCGAAAACGCGAUCAUGCUGGAAGCAAGCAAUAUUGAGCCAAUUACGGGUGACCGCAAGGCAUAUUUCGAAGAUCUCCGCAAGAACCACAUCCCUCAAUUCCUAUUUCAAGAAGAAUACGAUCCCCACGUCGCAAUCAUGGACACACAGCAGCUGGAUGGAGACGUCUUGGUCUGGCAUGUUCCGCACCUGUUCAAGCCCGACGGACUUCAUGAGUACUUGGCUCAUGGACCAAUCAGAGGCAUUGGAUACAAGGCCGUAUCGUACAAGACGUUAAUGUCAGUUGGUCUGGCACAGAUAUUUCCCGAGCUAUUGGAGACCGAUCUCGAUGACUGGGGUAUGAGCUUACAAGACCAGAUGUUCAACGGGCCCCCGAUUCCGCUUCCAAAGGACAAGAUUGAGAAAUCUGACGAGAUGAAGCAGAUUCGAUCAAUCGCAAACCUUUACGGCCAUCUUUACUUACCAGUAGCGACUAGUCUGAUGUGUCUUCGGCUUCGACCUUGGUUAGGCUCGCGAGCUGAGGGCGAGGUUGCAUUAGACAAAAUCGCAAAUCUGUUUGCAAAUACGAAGCCAGCCAAGAAUAUUUCGAGGGGUAAUUGGCUUUGCGAAGGUGUUGUACUGACCGAGUCUCCCAUGGGUCCGCACAACUUUCCUGACGUCCGACAGUGGAUCAAACUCCUCCGAGCCAUCUCUGAACGCACAGAUUGA
This is a messenger RNA of Alternaria incomplexa, 1242 nucleotides long. RefSeq lists its product as uncharacterized. The coding region runs from base 1 to 1242 and encodes 413 amino acids. NCBI's taxonomy places the organism in Eukaryota, Fungi, Ascomycota, Dothideomycetes, Pleosporales, Pleosporaceae. The record is from RefSeq and is a predicted model, not a curated record. The transcript is spliced from 4 exons.